Molecule: messenger RNA, 2326 nt
Organism: Triticum aestivum (bread wheat)
Lineage: Eukaryota; Viridiplantae; Streptophyta; Magnoliopsida; Poales; Poaceae
Exons: 6
Coding region: 1108-1863 (251 amino acids)
Source: RefSeq, a predicted model, not a curated record
CUCGAAGGAAAAUUGGAGGAGAAAGUAUCAGCCGGCUCGGCCUCCGGGUGCGGCUGCGCCUCGCCGUCGGCGCGCGUCGCCAGCCGCGGGCGGCCGUCUACCGCGAGCACCGCACCACCUCCGCCUCCGCGAGCGUCACCAACCCUCCGCCUCCGCCUCCGCCUCCUCCGCCGCCGGUUUCAGCCCAGAGCAGCUUGAGGCGCGAAAACCCCACGGUCUCGCCGUCGUCGGCGCGCUUCGCGAGUCGCGGGCGGCUGCCUACCGCGGCCACGGUCGCACCUAGGCCCCCGGAAGCAUCCCAAGGCCUCCGCGUCCGCCUCCCCUCCCCCUCCGCCGUCAUCGACCCGUAAGGAGCUUGAGGUGCGAAACCCUAAGACGCACGGCCUCGCCGUCGGCGCGCUUCGCCAGCGCGGGCGGCUGUCUGCCGCGACUAGGCCCCCGGAAGCAGCAACGUUACAGAGAUCGAGCCUAGCAGGUCCAAUCACUGCCGAGAUGGCGCACCGACCGGCUCAGAGGAAGAGGCAGCGGAAGAAGCUGGCCGAACUGAACUGCAAGCUUAGAGCAGAGCAGCUUAGAGCAGAGCAGAGGAGGUUGGUGGCCACGCCCUCACUGAAGUUAUGUUUCUUGAUGCUGGUGGGGUGGGUGUGGCGGUCAAAGUAUGAGCAGGUGCAAUCUGGCAAGAGGCAUGGACAGCCCACAAGAAGGAGGCAGCACCGCAAGUGGAGGGCGGUGCAGACGGUGUCCGAUCGACCUGUGAUGAGUUCUUUCCUGUUCCCAUUGAUCAUCUUGCUCCUGAUGCUCCUGGUGCUGGCGCGGUUCGUACCACCCGAGUGGCUGCCAAAGUUUAUGGCCUGGCUUCUGCCUUGGAUGUCAUCUAUUCUACCAGUCGCAGUACUGGUGCCAAUGUUUCUUCACUUUCUUUCUGGUUGGCCAAUGGAGCAAGCUUGGCUCCUGCUGAUUGCCAUAUGGCCACAAUGGGCGCUUACCCUUUUGUUGAGCGAGGAAUAGUCUUUGGAGGAUUAUGUGCGUGCCAAUGCUGUCACUGAAGAGUACAAAUUGAGUGCUAAUGAAGACAAAGAUGCUGUACUUCUUACCACUAAAGUUGGGAUGGACCUCUGGUCUGGCUUCAUUGAAGUGAUCAUUAAAGCAUACCGAUGUAACAAAAGUUGGGGAGGUGGGUUCUCAUCGGAGGAUCUGAGGAUGUGCGGCCAUAGCUGCCGAAUCAGUUUGAACCCUACCUUCCCAGCCUCGUUCCCAAAUCUACUUCGUGAUUUUGCAAAGCUGGCCCAUCUAUUAAUCAGUCAUUUCAAAGUUGAAAGGAAGCACGAAGCGUACAUGAGAUUUCUCUACAGGAGCAUGAUAAAGCCUGGAGCAAGUGAAACGCCAACUCCGGAUGCCCAGGAGGCCCACAUCAAGUUCAUAAGGAAUCAUCCUGCCCUGCGCUCACUUCGUCAGAAAAGACUCUUCCUUGAAGACGUCAUCAAAGCUUUCAGAUCAAUGGGACAUGCUGAAAAGAGACGAUUUGCAAAAACCUUGCAAAAGAUAAAGGCUGGACCAGAUUGGAGGCUGAUUGCUCAGCGGAAUGCUAGCUUCUCUGGGGUGUUGUUCUUCAGAAGCGUGAAGCAUGUGUUUGUAUAUCGGUCAAGUCAAGAGGACCUGUUCCGUUUUAUUCGGAACUUUUUUGCUCACGGGUCGGACGCUGAAGGUGGCGAGGAACUUAUUGGUAACAUGGAGGACAUUGACUGUAUUGAUAUGGAGUUGAUGCCAACAUUUGUUAUACAGCUAUUCCAUCAAAUGAUAGUGAAUUCAAACAUGUCUGGGAAGUUCGCAUAUGCAUGGAAGCAUUACGGGUUGAUUGAAUGAAGUGUGCUGGAGGAGUCAUCGUGGCUGUUGUGGGGCAAGGCGAAGGCUGGUGUUUGUAACACUAGAACAAGAUGUAGAGAUACUGAUUUAGGCGUGGAAGUUACUCCCUCUGUCCCAGAAUAUAAGAACGUUUUUGACACUAUGCUAGUGUUAAAAACGUUCUUAUAUUUUGGGACGGAGGGAGUAGCUGUUAAUCUUGAGGCCCUUCCUCUGAUGGACGUCCUGAUGGUGUAGGAGUUUAAGGAAAGUUAGUGCGAUUGGCCCUGGGGUGGGCAGGAUGCUGUGGUUGUUAGUCUUAGCGCCGGGCCUGAGUGUUGGUAGGAAAGAUUUGGCUGGCUGUCCGUAAACCUGGGUGAGGGGUUGUAAGGAGUUAGCCCUGGCCGGAUGAUGUUGCGUCCGCUGGGAACGCUAGCUUAUGACGUUGUGCGAAUUACGGCAGCAUUUUGAUGUGGAUCUUUUAUCA